Lactuca virosa is the source of this 741-nucleotide messenger RNA. Lineage: Eukaryota; Viridiplantae; Streptophyta; Magnoliopsida; Asterales; Asteraceae. The record is from the annotation of a GenBank genome assembly.
CUGCUCAACUCAAUUCAUUCAUUAUCCAUUACUUUCUCUCUCCACAACUCAUUGGAGAUUUGCUUCUUUCUCACAUACUCAAGCAGAAAAAACACACACUAAUCAGAACCAGAUCAGUACUCGAAUAUAUGGAUUAUGACUCGUCCGUAUAGAUUUCUAUCAACUGCUGUCAACUCAUCGUCGAAGGCGGCGGCAGAAUCACCGGAGGCAGUCUCCGUGGAGUCAGAUUUCGUCGUCAUCUUCGCUGCUCUACUAUGUGCUCUGGUUUGUAUCGUAGGUUUGAUAGUCGUAGCUCGAUGCGCUUGGCUCAGACGCAGAUCUCUUGCUAAUAGCUUACCUGGCCAACAAUCUGCUAAUAAAGGAAUUAAGAAGAAGUUCAUUGACGCGCUUCCGAAAUUCAAGUACGAUUCAGCCAAGGACGACAACGGCGGAAAGCUUUCCUCCGGUGAUUGUGCGUGUGCGAUUUGUUUGACGGAGUACGCAGAUGGAGAUGAGAUCAGAGUGCUCCCGCAGUGCGGACAUGGAUUUCACGUCGGAUGUAUCGACAAGUGGCUUGGAUCUCACUCGUCUUGCCCGUCGUGUAGACAGAUUCUGGUGAUUAGUAGGUGUAAGAAGUGCGGCGAGUUCCCGUCGAUUUCCGCCGGAAAAAUCUCGUUGGUGGUUGAUCAUGGAGAGUUUCUCUUGCAAAAUGAUUCUCAAAUUGCUAAUGGAGAUGUGGAUGGUGUUGUUUUUGUCUUGUAG